AUGGGGCGUAAGUGGAUCCAUACAAUCAAAUAUGACAUAGAUCAUAUAAUAGAGAGAUAUAAAGCUUAG
Molecule: messenger RNA, 69 nt
Organism: Spirodela intermedia
Lineage: Eukaryota; Viridiplantae; Streptophyta; Magnoliopsida; Alismatales; Araceae
Source: the annotation of a GenBank genome assembly